AUGGCUGACCAGAUAAAUUUAUUUGGCCCGAAAGCAGCACAUUUCGACCCAGCCGCGCUGACUGAUUCACAAGAUGGUAGAGCCUUCUCAGAAGACCACAACCCUGCAUCAAAAAAAGUGCUCUGGUGCAGACAACUCACCACAACAUACCUGCAAGAGGCAAUGGACUUGCUUUCCUCCAAGCUAAUUGUCACAUGGUCAUAUCACAUGGAACUCUUCAGGAAAUGUGGGGCCUACGAGUACUUCCAGGCUCUGCCUCACCGACUCUGA
This is a messenger RNA of Pelobates cultripes (western spadefoot toad), 270 nucleotides long. Lineage: Eukaryota; Metazoa; Chordata; Amphibia; Anura; Pelobatidae. The record is from the annotation of a GenBank genome assembly.